GAGAACGAACGGAUUGUUUACAUCUCGACAAGGUAUAUAUACCAUCGACAACUCGUCUAUAACCAUGCCGGCUUAUGUUCCACCACACUUGCGCAAUCGCUCAACACCCUCUACCCUGUCAACUCCCGCGACCCCGGUCCAAUCGACGACUUCCAGCAACAACGGCGAUAGGUCGACCCCACUCACGUACUCGAACGGCAAUGCCAAUCGUACACCGUCCAGCAACACUAGGUGGUCCAGCAACGGAAGUGGAGUAGGGCACGGAAGUGGUAUUGGUCACAAAAAUGGAUCACCAUGGGAAAGUGGCCAUCCAGGGAAAUCACACUUUUCUCGUCGAUCAUACCAAUCAAGUCCGAGCUCGAGCUAUCCCCAACCCAAUUCUGCAUAUAAUACUCCCACUAACAGCAGACGCGAUAACUAUACACAGAGUGGGAAUAACGGGAAGUGGACAGACAAGAACGAUAGUCCCCAACCGAGGCAUGGACGGGCGUAUAUCCAGCAUUCUCCGGCUCAGUUGCAUGUCUUUGGGGAUAGUUUUGUUGGGCCAUUCAAGUUGAUGGACGGGGAUUCGGUGCAAAUCAAGACAUUCAAGGGAGCUUCUGCCAAGGGAUUGAAUAACCCGAAGUCUAUCAAGCAAGUGUCAAAAGAGCUUUUACCAAUUUUGAACAGUUUGAUGGUCCCUCCACCGUACGCAUAUCAAUCCAGCUCUAGUGCUAAACGGUCUGUCAUGCUAGUGUUUGGCAACGUUGAUCUGCAAAUUAAUUACAUCUGGCAGCUCGCCAACAAACCAAUCACCUCACUCUCAUCUCCUUCUUCCUCUUCCGACCCUUCCGACUCGUCCACAAACGACUCUGAUCAUCCAGAUUCAACCAAUAUUCUCCAUUCUGCUACCGAAACGUCCUCUACUGGACCCGCUCUCGGUCCCGAAGACUUUGUCAAUGCUGUCGUGAGAGCGUACACCACUUUUCUCGAGCGAGAAGUCGUACAUGGACCUGUGGGCGAGAGGCUCUCGUCCAUUGCGGAAAAGAAAAGAAGUUCAGGAGUUGGGCAGUCUACCGCCGUCAACGGCAAGGAUGUGGGCGGACCUCCGAAAGUCUUCAUCGCCGCUGCCCUUCCGCCUCUCAUUGAGGAUGAGAUGCUCCCCCGUAUCCCGGAGAAGUAUGUGGAAAGGCUUGAAGAGGACUUUGAAAAGCAGCAGCGUAUGGUUGGGCGUGGCUGGAAGCCUCAUCAGGGUGUUGGUGCAGGUAUGAGUGCCCGUGCCGAUGUGGGUGGGGGUAAAGAUGAAGGGGAUUUGGUGGAUGGUUUGUCAUUACUGCGAGUAAGCGAUAAACCCGUCUGUCGACCUGAAGUUAGUCCCGGUCCGUCUACGACCGCAUCGUCAAGCAUUCCUUCACCCGCUCUAGAUACACCCUUGACUGAACCUACUGCUUCGCCCACCGCUUUUUCUGCCGAUAAUGGUAACAGCAACGGUAAUGGCUCAAGCAAAACGAAGACGCCCAUCGCCUCUUUACUCACCCAUUCCCCGCCUUUGUGUACCCUCCCUGUCAGAGUCCGUAUGACCGACCAAUUCAACAAUCUCCUCUCUUCCUUUUGCGCGCAGUAUCCUGAUAUAUUCACUUUUAUCGACAUUUCUCCCGCUAUGCAUCUAGGAUCCGAGGCGCCUUCUAUCCAUGGAGAAGUUGAUAGGGGUGUAUGGGCCUGUCCUGUGGACCGGACUAAUGUCCAUCCUGUGUGGGAGCCAACUCUGCCGCUUUGGUUGGAAGCACUAAAAAGGGAAGGAAUGGAUACGGAUACGUGGAAAAUGUGUGAUGAUGCGGAAGAGACAUUCAAGGCAUAUGAGAUUGAUAAACGGAGAAGAACGGCGGCAGCGGGAUACGGGGGUGAGAUAUCUAUGAAAUUGAGGGAUGAGUAGAUCCAGGUUUUUCGCGAGGAUUGAUUCUAUACGAUGUCGUUUGUUGUAUUAUAGUCACAUGGGUCUUUGGUUACUGUAUUACAGUAGAUUGCAUGAGAUGUACAGCAGGCACAGUUUAUGCAAUGUACAGUUAUUGCCUGA
Messenger RNA from Cryptococcus deneoformans JEC21, 2053 nucleotides. RefSeq lists its product as hypothetical. The coding region runs from base 65 to 1912 and encodes 615 amino acids. The record is from RefSeq and is a predicted model, not a curated record. Lineage: Eukaryota; Fungi; Basidiomycota; Tremellomycetes; Tremellales; Cryptococcaceae. The transcript is spliced from 3 exons.